AUGAAGUACUUUUCCACCGCUCUUUCUUUGGCAGCCGGCCUGUCCCUGUCCCUGGCCAGCCCUACGUGGCAUGUGAGCCGCAGCUCUGCCGUCCUCCCGAGACAGGCCAACAGCUCCAAGAACCUGAUCGUCUUCGGCGACUCUUACUCCACCGUCGGCUUCUGGCCCGGCGGCACCCUCCCCGCCGCCGGUAACCCGCUCGGAAACCCGGCGCUUCCCGGCCAGACCACCUCGAGCGGCCUCAACUGGGUCGGCCACCUGACUAGCACCCUGAACACGUCCCUCAUCCUGACAUACGACUUCGCCGUCACCGGCGCCACCACCGACAAGGACAUCGUCGACACCUACGCCCAGUACUGCGUUGACGACCAGGUUGAUCAGUACAAGCAGUACGUGUCGAGCAAGGUCAACAAGGACAAUGCUCUCGUUGCCAUCUGGAUCGGCAUCAACGAUGUCGGCGAGCCCUUCUGGGACAAGCAGUCGGCUCCCGUCGACAAGAUCAUGGACCGCUACUUCGAGCUUCUGCAGACGUUGGCUGACGACGGCUUGAAGAACUUUGUCCUGCUCAGCGUUCCUCCCUUCUCGGACCAGAUUCCUGCCAUGAUCGGCCAGUCCGAGACCGACCUCCAGCGCCUCCGUGAUGACAUCAGCUCUUACAACAAGAACCUGUCCGACCGCCUGGCCACGUUCAAGUCCGCCAACAGCGGCGUCAAGGGACUCGUCUUCGAUACCAAGCCGUCUUUCGACACCGUCGUCGAGAACUUCGCCCAGUACGGGGCUAAGGAUGCCACCUGCUACGGCUCCAGCGACUGCAUCUGGGCUGACAACUACCACGCUGGUCUGGCCAUCCACAAGCUUGUCGCUGAGAACCUCGUCAAGGGCGUCGCCGCGAACUUUGUUUUCUAA
Colletotrichum karsti is the source of this 906-nucleotide messenger RNA. RefSeq names its product GDSL-like Lipase/Acylhydrolase. Gene Ontology annotation, molecular function: hydrolase activity, acting on ester bonds. The coding region runs from base 1 to 906 and encodes 301 amino acids. The transcript is spliced from 3 exons. The record is from RefSeq and is a predicted model, not a curated record. Lineage: Eukaryota; Fungi; Ascomycota; Sordariomycetes; Glomerellales; Glomerellaceae.